Adineta ricciae is the source of this 1032-nucleotide messenger RNA. NCBI's taxonomy places the organism in Eukaryota, Metazoa, Rotifera, Eurotatoria, Adinetida, Adinetidae. The record is from the annotation of a GenBank genome assembly.
AUGAUGAAUGGAAACCAAACCUGUCACAUUCAUGGACAAUUGUAUACUUUGCUAAGUCGAUUAGGACAUGGAACAUAUGGAUCUGUAUGGAAAUCUGUGACACCGAAUGGUAAAUAUGUUGCUGUGAAAGUGUUUGACUUCAAUCGUGCAAAAAAUCCCAUGGGCUACAAUGAUCGUCUGAAUUCAUUUACAACUGAAGUCAAAAUGGCUAGGAAAAUGCGUAAUGAAACUAGACAUAUUGUAACAAUGUAUGGAUAUGAGUAUAUUCCGCGACAUGGUGUCGGUUUUAUCGCAAUGGNUGUUGCUGUGAAAGUGUUUGACUUCAAUCGUGCAAAAAAUGCCAUGGGCUACAAUGAUCGCCUGAAUUCAUUUACAACUGAAGUCAAAAUGGCUAGGAAAAUGCGUAAUGAAACUAGACAUAUUGUAACAAUGUAUGGAUAUGAGUAUAUUCCGCGACAUGGUGUCGGUUUUAUCGCAAUGGAAUUAUCAAAUGAAUCAUUUCUCGACCGAAUUCAAAAUCUUCAUCAAACACAGUUGAGAUCUCGAACGUCAGAUUAUAUUUCACCAAGAGAGCGACAGAGAAUUUGGAGUCAAUUAGUCAGUAUUAUUCUAGCACUUCAUCAAUAUGGCGUAAUUCAUCGUGAUCUCAAACCGGCGAAUUUAUUGUUUUUCGGACCGAACUUGAAAGUCAUUGAUCUCGGUAUGGCUCAAGAUGAAUUCACAGGGUAUAGUCGACAUCAAAGAAUAGGUGGCACGCGUCCCUAUAGUGCACCAGAAUGCUUCUCAGGUCAAAUGCCGAUCACAUCCAAAGCUGAUGUUUGGUCAGCAGGUGCUAUUCUAUACCAUAUAACUUAUGGAAAGCCGCCUAUGUUUGAAACUGCACGACCGCCGCUCGGUGUUUUACCAACUCGUUCUCGUUCCAUUCAAGAUGUUCUUGAUCGCUGUCUUCAACAGAUUGCAUCUCGACGACCAGAUCAUCAAUGGCUUGUUCAUCAUCCUCUAACGAAACCUACGGCAAGGUUCAGAAACUGA